GCCAAGGAAGCAGGAAGGUUGGGAAAGGAGCUUCUGGAAGCGAGCAGGCUGCUGUUGGCUCUGGGGAAGGCUUAACCCAUCCCGGUUAACUCCCUGCUCCCUCCAGCUUCCCGGCUGAGCCCAUCACGUGUCCGGGAAGGUGCAAGGUCCAGCUGGGCAGGGAUCGAGGGACAGCAGCACCCUGCCAAAUGGAGUGCCUGCUCUUCCUCCUGGCUCUCCUGCAGCUCCUGGCUGCCACCGCUGCCACGUACAAACAGUGGAUCCCCAACACCAAUUUUGAAACGGCCUCCAACUGGGAUAAAGGCAGAGUCCCCUGUGCCAGGGAUGUGGUUCACUUUGAGAAGGACAAGGUUGUCUCAGUCUUCGUCAGGUCUCCCCACGCGCUGACAGACAUGUACCUGCCCCUGAGCGGAGAAUUCGUGCUGGCAGCUGGUGCAGCAUUCACAGCUUUCGAUGGCAGCUGGGAUCCAGGCUGUGACUCAGGUGGAACAGUGAGGUUUGCUGAUGCUGAGCACCAUGCCUGGUUUGACCCCACUCUGUGGCAGGAUGUUCUUCCCAGUGGGGAGCUCAAGGCAGAUGGGCCCAUCUUUUCUGUGGACGAGGAGCGUGUCCCGUGCCACUAUGAUGAUGUUAUCUUCCAGCCCCAAACCUCCUUCCGGGUGAACACCGACUCAUCCCAGCCUGUGAUCCGCCUCCGCAGCAUCUCUGUCAUGGGCCAGGAGCUGAACACCCCAUCAUCCUGGGCGGGGUACCUGGGGGGGCCCUCUGCCCCGCUGCAGUUUCAUGGCAAUGGCACUCUCCAGGUGACAGGCACUGGCUGUCCUGACAAGUCUGGCUGUGCCUGUGGGAACACCCUGGACGGCCCCCGCAUCUGCGCAGCCCUGCUCAGGGCAUCAGGGAGGCAGUGCCCAGAGCCAGCGUGCCAGAGCCCUUUGCAGCCCCUUGGCCACUGCUGUGGGGUCUGUGGGGCCACCAUUAACCUGGAUUUCACUCCUGAUUUUGACCUGCAGAAGUAUCAGGACAGAUUGGUCCAAGAGCUGCUGAGCCAGCCCAAAUACGCCGGUGUGCAGAUGGCCAUAUCCAAGGUGCACAAAGCACAGACCUUCCUGGGCAUCGUGUCCCGAAGCGCCACUCCUGUCAUCCAGAUUGUGCUGGUUGAUGACAGAGCAGGAGGGCAGGCGGGCACGGCUGCGGAGCAGCUGGCAGCAGACAUCAUGGAGAGCAUAGCACAGCACGGUGAAGCUCUCGGCAUUUCAAGUGGCAAAAUGGAAGUGGCCACUGGCAGCACUGCCAGCGGGCAAGUGGGGAGUCACCCAGUGAGCAGGAUCACAGUGGGGACCGUCAUGGGGCUGCUCUUCAGUCUCCUGCUCCUUGCAGGGAUCCUCUUUCUCUACAGAAAGGGAAAGCUGAGGUUGCCCGUCCUGCGCCCGCCCCAGCCCUGGCACCGCCUGGAGGAGCCGGCAUCCCCUGCACCAGCCAGCGACCAAGGCUUCGACAACCCCGUGUUCAGCGUGGAGCCUCCAGAUGCUGACCUUGGAGAGGAGUUACCAAAAGAUCUCCAGGUUUUCUACCUCAACCCUCUGUACGAUGCAAGCGAGACAGAGACCUGAUGGUGUGGACUCAUGCUGAAGGCAGACACCACUCCCCUGGGGACACCACCAUCUCUCCAGCCCCUCACACCACUCCUGGUGGGAUUUAAGCCAGAAGCAGAUCCCACCUGAAUAAAAGUGUCUGUGCAGUGAAGGAAACCAUAGCAAACCUUCACUGCUGGGACUCAGUCACAUGGA
This is a messenger RNA of Catharus ustulatus (Swainson's thrush), 1787 nucleotides long. It is a transcript of the gene AMN, whose product is annotated as amnion associated transmembrane protein. NCBI's taxonomy places the organism in Eukaryota, Metazoa, Chordata, Aves, Passeriformes, Turdidae. Bases 189 to 1610 code for a protein of 473 amino acids. Gene Ontology annotation, biological process: receptor-mediated endocytosis; intracellular protein localization. Gene Ontology annotation, cellular component: endocytic vesicle; apical plasma membrane. The transcript is spliced from 12 exons. The record is from RefSeq and is a predicted model, not a curated record.